Messenger RNA from Cooperia oncophora, 483 nucleotides. NCBI's taxonomy places the organism in Eukaryota, Metazoa, Nematoda, Chromadorea, Rhabditida, Trichostrongylidae. The record is from the annotation of a GenBank genome assembly.
AUGGCCAACAUGCUAGCUACUUUGAGCAUUGUCCUAGCUGUGAUCCAACUUUCACAACAACAACAACUUGAUGAAGGAAAAUGGACACAACCAGAAGAAUCCUGGACAUGGAGAACCUUCAAUGGUUGUCGCUAUUGCAUUCCUACAGGUUUUCAGGUUUAUCGAAUAAGAGCUACCUUUGAAGAAGCAGAAGCGCAUUGCUCUUCAAAAGGCGCGCAUUUGGCUUCUAUCCACAGCGAAGAGGAAAACAUACUACUCAUGACAAUCACAACAACGCUGAGCGAUGUGGACGACUGGGCAGAAAACACAUGGAUCGGCCUACGACAAAAGGACUAUCCGAAUAGCAAAGAAUGGACCUGGACCGAUGGAAGCCCGGUCGAUUAUGUGAGAUGGGCCAAUAUGCAACCUGACAAUGGUUCCGAAAAAGAACAUUGUGUACAGGUUAUUACGCUUUGUAAAACUAAUGUUCACUGUUAUAAAUAG